Molecule: messenger RNA, 1287 nt
Organism: Morus notabilis
Lineage: Eukaryota; Viridiplantae; Streptophyta; Magnoliopsida; Rosales; Moraceae
Product: GDSL esterase/lipase EXL3
Exons: 5
Coding region: 194-1264 (356 amino acids)
Biological process (GO): lipid metabolic process
Cellular component (GO): extracellular region
Molecular function (GO): lipase activity
Source: RefSeq, a predicted model, not a curated record
CAACUAUUAAUAAUUUUUGCUUCUUUCUAAUACUUAUUUAAACAGAGGGUACUCACCAAGACAAGACCUGGGAGAAACAAAAGCUUCUGGCAAAAAGGAGAAACAGAGAUAUUAUAUAUAAUAGUGUUGGAGCAAAAACAAGCAAAUUUAUUAAAAAAAAAAAAAAAAAAAAACUGUUUGCUGAGAGCUCAACAUGAAAGACUUCUUCUUCGUAAUUCUUUGUGUGUGUUUGCUGCUGAUCUUUACAGAAAUAGAAGCGAGAGUUAAAUUACCAGGAAACGCGACUGUGCCUGCGGUUAUAGUGUUCGGGGAUUCAAUAGUUGAUACGGGCAAUAACAACAACAAUGUCCUUUCUCUUGCGAGGUCCAAUUUCCCUCCUUAUGGCCGUGACUUCAAAGGAGGAGUUCCCACCGGACGAUAUUCCAACGGCAAGGUCCCUUCCGACCUAUUAGUGGAAGAAUUGGGAAUCAAAGAGUUAUUGCCACCGUAUGCGGAUCCAAACCUAAAACCAGAGGACCUCCUCACUGGCGUCUGCUUCGCUGUUGGAGGUGUAGGAUAUGAUGAUUUCACGUCAAAACUUGCGUCUGUUCCACUACUAUCUGACCAAUUGGAGAAAUUCAAAGAAUACAUAAAGAAGUUGAAAGGAAUUGUGGGAGUAGAAAGAACAAACUUCAUCAUCGCUAAUAGCAUCCAUUUCGUGGUAUUAAGCAGUAAUGAUAUUGCAAAUACCUACUUUUCUACAAAGACAAGGAGUUUGCAGUACGAUAUUUCUUCUUACACGGACCUUAUGGUCAAUCAUGCUUCUAAAUUCUUUCAGGAAUUGUACGGACUGGGGGUACGAAGAUUGGGAGUUCUUGGCGCACCGCCAAUUGGGUGCGUGCCAUCACAACGAACUAUAGGAGGAGGCCUGGAAAGAAAUUGUUUUGAGCAAGAGAACGAAGCAGCAAAAUUGUUCAACUCCAAACUCUCUGCAGAGCUCGAUAACCUUAACAAAGACAGGCCUGACGCUCGGCUGGUCUAUAUUGAUAUCUACUAUCCACUACUUAAUCUCAUCCAAAACCCCACUAAAAACGGUUUCAAGAUUGUAAACAAAGGGUGCUGCGGAACUGGGCUCAUAGAGGCAGCACUGACGUGUAACGCACUGGACACUACAUGCAAGGACGAUAGCAUUUAUGUGUUUUGGGAUGCUUACCAUCCAACGGAGAGAGCAUACAAACUCAUCGUCAGCCAAAUCAUUUCCAAAUACGUCAAUGAAUUUGUAUAAAAACCGAUUUUUUCUUUAAAAAA